AUGCUACUUUUUGAAACCAUCAAAUUUCAGUUUUUGCACCUCAAAGCUCUCCACCGGGCCACCUUCACCCACCUCGGGCCUUUCGGUGUUCGCCGGAGAGUGUCGUCCGUCGUUCGUCAGAGUUCGUCCCUCUUUUGGCUGGAUUCUUUAGGGCCAAGCUUAGCCGGUGCAACUGCCGAUGUGCAUUGUUAUGAUGUGUUGACAAAUAAAUGGUCUCGAGUUACACCUAUUGGAGAACCGCCUACACCUAGAGCAGCCCACGUGGCUACUGCUGUAGGUACCAUGGUUGUCAUUCAGGGUGGGAUUGGUCCAGCUGGUUUGUCGGCUGAAGAUCUUCAUGUUCUAGACCUUACACAACAACGACCAAGAUGGCAUAGGGUUGUGGUCCAUGGUCCUGGGCCAGGUCCACGCUAUGGGCAUGUCAUGGCUUUGGUGGGACAACGUUAUCUCAUGGCAAUUGGUGGAAAUGAUGGAAAACGACCUUUAGCUGAUGUAUGGGCUCUGGAUACCGCUGCAAAGCCGUAUGAAUGGCGGAAACUCGAACCCGAGGGUGAAGGUCCACCUCCUUGCAUGUAUGCCACUGCCAGUGCUCGUUCUGAUGGUCUUCUUCUGCUCUGUGGUGGGAGAGAUGCAAAUAGUGUGCCACUGGCCAGUGCGUAUGGACUUGCCAAACAUAGAGACGGUCGGUGGGAGUGGGCUAUUGCCCCUGGUGUCUCACCGUCUUCGAGAUAUCAGCAUGCAGCAGUUUUUGUUAAUGCGCGUUUGCAUGUGUCGGGAGGUGCACUUGGUGGAGGGCGCAUGGUUGAGGACUCCUCGAGUGUGGCUGUGUUGGACACUGCAGCUGGAGUGUGGUGUGACACAAAGUCAGUGGUCACGAGUCCGAGAACUGGAAGGUACAGUGCCGAUGCCGCAGGUGGGGAUGCGGCUGUCGAGUUGACGAGACGCUGCCGGCAUGCUGCUGCUGCUGUCGGUGACUUGAUCUUCAUAUACGGUGGUCUACGUGGCGGUGUACUGCUCGAUGAUUUACUGGUUGCCGAAGACCUUGCCGCUGCCGAAACAACCAGCGCGGCUUCCCAUGCUGCUGCAGUAGCUGCAGCAUCCAAUCUGCAGCAAGGGAGAAUGCAAAACAGAUAUGGGUUUACUGAAGGCAGAAUAAAGGCACCUGAUGUGCCAGAUGCUUCUAAUGCUGAUGGUGCGGUUGUUGUUGGAAAUCCCGUUGCGCCCCCAGAGAAUGGCGAUAUAUACACAGAUAUAAGCACGGAAAACGUAACUCACCAUUCCAGGUCACUGAGCAAAGGUGUUGAGUACUUGGUUGAGGCUGCUGCAGCCGAAGCUGAGGCUAUUAGUGCUACACUGGCGGCUGCCAAAGCUCGACAGGUUAAUGGAGAUGUUGUCGACACUCCGGAUAGAGACCGUGGGGCUGAGGCGACACCCAGUGGAAAACAAAUAACAACAUUGAUCAAACCCGAGCCUGUGACUUCAAAUAACUCCAUGCCAGCUGGAGUUCGGCUUCAUCACCGUGCCGUGGUUGUGGCUGCAGAGACUGGUGGUGCUUUAGGCGGUAUGGUCAGACAGCUUUCAAUUGAUCAGUUUGAAAAUGAAGGCAGGCGGGUUAGUUAUGGAACUCCGGAAAGCGCUACAGCAGCUAGGAAACUUCUAGAUAGGCAAAUGUCAGUUAAUAGUGUACCUAAGAAGGUUAUUGCUCAUCUUCUGAAGCCUCGUGGUUGGAAGCCUCCGGUUCGGAGACAGUUUUUCUUGGACUGCAAUGAGAUUGCUGAUCUUUGUGAUAGUGCUGAGAGAAUAUUUGCUAGUGAACCUAGCGUGCUACAGCUAAGGGCCCCUAUCAAGAUAUUUGGAGAUUUACACGGGCAAUUUGGAGAUCUCAUGCGGCUUUUUGAUGAGUAUGGAUCACCGUCGACUGCGGGAGACAUAGCUUAUAUAGAUUAUCUCUUCCUAGGAGACUAUGUGGAUCGUGGCCAGCACAGCUUGGAAACCAUUACUCUUCUCCUUGCUUUGAAGGUGGAGUAUCCUCAUCAAGUACAUUUGAUACGUGGUAAUCAUGAGGCUGCAGAUAUCAAUGCUCUUUUCGGCUUUCGAAUUGAGUGUAUUGAGCGUAUGGGAGAGAGAGAUGGAAUAUGGGCAUGGCAUAGGAUAAACAGAUUGUUCAACUGGCUUCCACUGGCCGCGUUAAUCGAGAAAAAGAUUAUUUGUAUGCACGGUGGAAUUGGGAGAUCCAUAAACCAUGUCGAGCAGAUUGAGAACAUCCAGCGUCCGAUUCCAAUGGAGGCAGGAUCGAUUGUUCUGAUGGACUUAUUGUGGUCUGAUCCCACUGAGAACGACAGUGUAGAAGGAUUGCGGCCAAAUGCAAGAGGUCCUGGUUUAGUAACCUUUGGGCCUGAUCGUGUCAUGGAAUUCUGUAACAACAACGAUCUUCAAUUGAUUGUUCGAGCACACGAAUGUGUGAUGGAUGGAUUUGAAAGAUUUGCUCAGGGACAUUUAAUUACUCUCUUUUCAGCCACAAACUACUGUGGUACUGCAAAUAAUGCUGGUGCUAUUUUGGUACUGGGUAGGGAUUUAGUAGUAGUGCCAAAGCUUAUUCAUCCUCUUCCGCCUGCAAUUUCAUCCCCAGAAACAUCACCUGAACGUCAUAUGGAAGACACAUGGAUGCAG
This is a messenger RNA of Striga asiatica, 2670 nucleotides long. The record is from the annotation of a GenBank genome assembly. Lineage: Eukaryota; Viridiplantae; Streptophyta; Magnoliopsida; Lamiales; Orobanchaceae.